CGCUUUAUGCAACAAUGCGCCCACAAAGACCGGGUGAGGCUAUUGUGCAGAGACAAGGGACCGGCGACGCCCGUUUCAAGUCUUUAUAGUUACUUUCAGAGUACAUUGUAGAUGCAAACAACAAAGCAGUCAAGGUAUAUAAUUACAUCUUGUUCCUCGAAGUACCAGUAACUAUCUCGAGGAAUCAGACAGGCAAUAUACUACCAACUCGGAGAGAUUGUUGACAAUGAGCAAGCGUCGCAUCUCAGAAACCAUAUCACCAUCUCCUGAUCCACCACCGGCAGUAUCCCCAGCAACAGCAUCGGCACCAGCACCAGCACCUAAACGACGACGAAUGCGACGACAACACCACAGACAGUAUUUAUCAGUCGACCCUCCAUCUCCGGAGGACUACUACCACGCGUCACCUACUACUACUACUACCCCGGUAUCACCUACUAUCCCACCUGCACCCUCCUCCCCUCCACCACCACAACCAUCACCAUCCUCACCACCACCCCUACCACCAAGAUCCACCCCCCGAUAUCGACACAUCCUCCCAAAACCACCACCACCACCCACUACCAUCUCCAUCCCCAAACCCCCUACACACUCACCUCAACCCCAUCCCCAACCCCCAAAAGGGACCCCCCAACCCCCCAAAGAUCAUCAAAAAAAGAGAAAGAGUAAACUCCACCCGCACCUCCCCCCCAUCCUCCACCACCUGCGCACACCCCUCCACCCCCUCGUCUCCAGCACAACAGGCCACGAACACCCGGACUUCCCUCUCUCCUUACUACAAUACAACCUCCUCACGUCGGAUCAACUCGACAGACUCGCCGUGCAUUUCCAUCAGGUGCAUCCGCCGGUGCGUGGCUCGUUCUGGUAUCCGGUCAGGAUUGUGCCGUGGCUUAGAUGGGAUGAUUCUGAUGGUAAGGGGGGGUAUGUGGGGGAUGCGGAGGUGGGGUUGGAGGUGAAGAGGAGGAGGUUUGGGAGGUUUAUUGGACUUAGGGGGUGUGAGGGGGAUUAUCCCAGGGGGAGGAGAGGGAGGGGGAGAAGUGGGAAGGGGAGGAGGGAGGUGGUGAGGGAGGAGGUUGAGGAGGGGGAGAUUAGGGAGGAAGAAGUUGUAGAUGAGGAGGAAGAGAAAGAGGAAGAGGAAACGGCGGAGGAGAUGUUGGCGAGGAUGGAGAGGGAGUGGUUUGAGGCGAUGGUUAGGGCAAGGUAUGAGGGGGAGUAUGCGAUGAGGUGGAAGAUGGGGAGGGGGUGA
Molecule: messenger RNA, 1246 nt
Organism: Aspergillus neoniger CBS 115656
Lineage: Eukaryota; Fungi; Ascomycota; Eurotiomycetes; Eurotiales; Aspergillaceae
Exons: 1
Coding region: 227-1246 (339 amino acids)
Source: RefSeq, a predicted model, not a curated record